Vigna umbellata (rice bean) is the source of this 990-nucleotide messenger RNA. NCBI's taxonomy places the organism in Eukaryota, Viridiplantae, Streptophyta, Magnoliopsida, Fabales, Fabaceae. The record is from RefSeq and is a predicted model, not a curated record.
ACUUGUUGUAAUUGUAAGUUGGGAGAGAUCAUUUUAGGUUGCAAAAUAAGAUUAACCAUGUUGACAUUGAGAAACUCACAUGUGCAUCUAAUAAGUGUCCUGAAUAGUUCAUCUUUCCCGCUAUGUAUAGGUGGGGAAGAUACUCACAAUAGCCAUAUAAAUUGGUGGUUCUUGAAGCAGCGUAAACUCUCUUUUCCUACAGAGAGAAAGGUUCAUAGGUGCAUGAAAGUUGUAAUGGCAAGCAGUUCCAAAAACACGAAAACCAUGACAACUUCUCAAACUGUGAAGGCCCUUGUCACUGUGAAGCAAAGAAGUGGUGGAUUGCUUGGGAAUCUCGUUAAUGGCGGUCUUGAUGGCAUCAAGGACUUGGUUGGGAAAACUCUCGUUUUGGAGCUUGUCAGCGAUGAGCUUGAUCCAAAAACAAAGACAGAGAGAAAGACAGGAGAGAGUAAUGUGCACAAGAUUGGGUCAACAGAGGAUGAGGUGCAAUAUGAGGUGAGAUUUGAGUUACCAGAAACUUUUGGGAAUGUGGGCGCUGUUUUGGUACACAAUGAGGACCACAAUGAGAUCUUCCUAAAGAACAUAGUUCUUGAUGGCCUUCCUAGUGGCUCUCUGCACUUUGCCUGUGAUUCAUGGAUUCAGCCAACCACUCAUACUUCUCAUAAGAGAAUCUUCUUUGCUAACAAGUUGUACUUGCCAUCAGAAACACCAAGUGGAUUAAGAAAGUUGAGGGAAGAGGAAUUGGUGGCAAUAAGAGGAAAUGGAGAAGGAGAACGAAAAAGCAGUGAUAGAAUUUACGACUAUGAUGUUUACAAUGAUCUUGGAGACCCUGACAAUAACAUUGACCUCAAAAGGCCUGUUCUUGGUGGCUCCAAGCAAUACCCAUACCCAAGACGCUGUCGCACAGGUCGAAAUCCAUCAAAAGCAGAGGAUUGGGAUCCGACGAAAAUUUCAUCUUUACUUGGGAAGUUCUGUCUCUUUGUGGUAUAA